AAAAAACGAAUUCUCAUCAGCAUGGCCAAAUUCGUUAGCACUUACGAAAAACCUCUGCCUCAUAUCGGCAUGUCGGACUGGUACACCAAGCAAUUUGAGCUCCGACAAAGCGCGGACGUCAGAAGAUCCGAGGCCUGUCGAUUGCGAAAUUCGAGCAAGUCCGCUCGUUCCGAGGGGAACGUGAGAACGCAAUGGGACAUCUACAUGAACGAUGCUCGAAUAGCGGACAGAGUGUUAGAGCUAGCGAGAUGGAAGGACGUUCUCGAGGACCUGCUGCAAAAAUUGCUAACCGAGAUACGCUUGUUAAGCGACGAGAAAGCCAACACGGACAAGGACAUCGAAAACAUAGCUCAUCCUCUGCGUAUCGUCAGCGAAUGCAUCUCGAUGAGGGACCGCCGUAGAGAAGCCGAGCUCACGUACGACGAGGCUGAUAUCGAGCUAAAAAAGGAGCUCCUCUUGAUUGCGAAUAUUCACGAAGCACUGACCAAAAGAACGCAGGCCGCGUGGGAAAAGUUGAAUCGCUUGGAAGCCCUGAAAUUCAAGUUGAGCUUGGACAUAGAGGACAAAAAUGAGACCAUUAAAAUAGACACGGGGAAUCUCGAACUGGAUCGCACUUGCGCGAAUAUAAGUUACAAGCCGUCAGUUAUCGAUAAGACAAGUUCAAUCACGUACGAGGUUUGGCUGGACCGGUGUCGUUGCUCUAAGUUAUCAGCCGAAAACGAACUGAGUGACUGUUACGCUUUUCGCGAAGCUACACGUGUAACGCGGGAACAUGCAUCGAAUGAUAUUAAAGCUCAGCAAGACGCGACGGAUUACACUUUGAGAAAGAGAAUUUAUCAAACGCAAAAAGCCAGAAAUGAGAUGGAGUGGCAGAAGCUGAAGGUGCAGAAGGAAAUGGAGAUGUUGGGGAACGAGAUAAGCCAGUUAGAAGGAGCGCUGAUAAGUAAAGUAGAUGUGGUGAAGUGCGUCGAGACGCGACUGGAGAAUCGCGUUUAUCGGCCUGGCUCGGAGCUUUGCAAGGACGAAGUUGAAUCAGGCUUGAAGAACGAAGCCCUGCAACUAAAACAGACCGAAGAGAAUCUAAUUAAGAUGAUCGAGCACGCAAAGGCAAACUACAACAGCCUGGAAUCCCUGCUCAUACGUAUCGACAUGAAUUUGGAAGACAAACAGCACUCUCUGAACACCGAGGUCAUGUGUCUGGACAUGAGAGCAUCGCUGAAGACGGGGGACAGAUCACGUUUACCUAAUGAGACGGAUCGUAAUAUCGUCCUGACACGUCUGGAGAGAGAGAUUCCACUGGAAUCUUAACACCACUUUGCACGUCUGUUUGGAUCCAUUUGGAAUUCGAAAACCCAACAACUUUGCAGCUACCAUAGUCUUAACAUUUAAUAGACUUGUCCGUCCUUACUUGUAUCAUGCGAGAAAACAAGAAUCUCGAGUCGAAAUUUGAUAAAUACUUGUUAGAUUUGUGAGUCCAAUUGAAUCUAACCUACACGCA
This is a messenger RNA of Wasmannia auropunctata (little fire ant), 1498 nucleotides long. Its product is annotated as tektin-B1. Gene Ontology annotation, cellular component: microtubule cytoskeleton; nucleus. Gene Ontology annotation, biological process: cilium movement involved in cell motility; cilium assembly. The transcript has 6 exons. Lineage: Eukaryota; Metazoa; Arthropoda; Insecta; Hymenoptera; Formicidae. The coding region runs from base 22 to 1308 and encodes 428 amino acids. The record is from RefSeq and is a predicted model, not a curated record.